ACUGUCAUUUACCACAUUAUCAGAGAAGCUUGAGACCUCCACUAUUCCUUUUUGCAAUACUGAUUGACGGCUAAGACCUUCAAGCAUGUCAUUCACAUGCCAGCACGCUGGGUGUAGCCGCGUCUACUUGCGAGCGGAACAUCUGAAUCGCCAUGCCAAGUCGCACGACAGGCCGACGGUGUUUACGUGUGGAAAAUGCGGCUCAAAGAUGACACGUCGGGACACUUUCCGCCGUCACAUGGCCCUCCAUGGCCUCACAGUAUCGUCAAAUCGUGCGCCCCAAGCGUGCUUGCCAUGUCGCCAAGCAAAGGUGAAAUGUGAUGGUCAGAGACCGGCCUGUUCAACAUGCUCAGCACGGUCCUUACGUUGCGGUUGGUCCAGUCGUUCAAACCGAACAGCUAGCAAUGACGCUCCGGCCACGACGCCACAGGCUUGGAAAACUACCAACGGGAACUCAUCAAUGAGAAUCAUAGAAGAACUGGAAUCCUCUGAUAACUAUGAGUGCGGCGGACCUGAAGACCAACAGAGUAUGGCAUUGAGUGAUCCCAAUGCUGAAUGUCCUGGUAAAAGAUUAAUGUACGACAAACUACUCGCCAUCUAUUUUGACAAGUUCCACCAUCACUGGCCGAUCGUCCACCGGGAACUUACUUUAUCGCGAAGCGUACCGCAAGUCCUCUUGCGAACGGUGGUUACGGUAGGAUUGCAUCUGUCAGGUAAUUUGGAAGCCAAGGCUUUGGCAGACUCGACUCUAGAAAGAUUCCUUGAGCAAUCCGGAACCACACUCGUGAGUAUAGAUCAAUUAUUGAACCAUGAUACGAUAGCGAGCAAGUCUACUAGGCUUGUUAACUCCAUCAUUCAUCCUUUCAAUUUUCACUUCACUCAUUGGUAAAUCCGACUAACAUCUCCAAGGCGUCUGUCGAGUCCCAGGCCGCUAUGAAGCCAAUUGCCUUGCUGCCGGCACAGAUGUUCGAGUUACAAGCUAUUCUGCUUCAGGUCAUCAUGGUUCCGUACCUGACAGAUCGUAUUAUUCCUACCGGUAUCAUGGUAGAGGCAUCCCUAGUAAGAGUUUUGAAGCUUGCUAGCAUAUAUGACCAAGACAGAAUCGAUGCCGAGGCUCAUACUCACGGGAUAAUAAAUCCACUGGUUCUACGGGAAUCAUAUCAACGCUUGACCCUGUUUCAUUUCAAGUUCCAUGCGCAGUUCCAGCGCUUUUGUCAGACAAAGUAUACAUGGCGUACAGUGUCCCUUCUCGUGGACCCGUUGCUACUUUGUAUCAAGAUCCCCAUGCUUCUCGAGUCUUGGGAUAAGCUAUCUGGAGAAGUACCAGAGGUCGAAUCGAUAGAUGAACAGGUCGAGGCAGUUGACCAUGGCCAUAUGACAACUGCCAGAUGCAUAAGCGACAUGUGCCAAUUUGCGCUUAUAGCCGAAGACCCUCAUUAUCUUCAUCCCAUCAAUAUCUUACAACCAGGCCUGGGUACCCUUAUAUGGCUUUGGAUAACUAGGGAGAAAGACAACACUCGGGAAUUUCAUGAUUAUGUAGAAAGAAUAGGCAUUGAACAUUUCUAGUAUAGAAAGAAAUCUAAGGAAUAAGACGCAUUAUUUCAU
Messenger RNA from Verticillium dahliae VdLs.17, 1605 nucleotides. RefSeq names its product C2H2 type zinc finger domain-containing protein. Lineage: Eukaryota; Fungi; Ascomycota; Sordariomycetes; Glomerellales; Plectosphaerellaceae. The transcript is spliced from 3 exons. Gene Ontology annotation, biological process: DNA-templated transcription; regulation of DNA-templated transcription. Gene Ontology annotation, molecular function: zinc ion binding; DNA binding; DNA-binding transcription factor activity, RNA polymerase II-specific. The coding region runs from base 86 to 889 and encodes 267 amino acids. The record is from RefSeq and is a predicted model, not a curated record.